This is a messenger RNA of Paramecium octaurelia, 1578 nucleotides long. NCBI's taxonomy places the organism in Eukaryota, Ciliophora, Oligohymenophorea, Peniculida, Parameciidae. The record is from the annotation of a GenBank genome assembly.
AUGAAUUGUAAUCUUUAGCAAUAUUUUGAAUAGAGUACAAGUUGGUUGGCAAAAAGGGAGAAGGUACAUUUUCAGAGGUCAUCAAAUCUCAAUCGUUCAAAACUGGAGAUUAUGUUGCAAUUAAAUGCAUGAAAAAUAAAUUCACAUCCAUUGAACAAGUAAGCCAUACUGAUUAAGUGUAGGUUAAUCAUUUGAGAGAGAUAUAGGCACUAAGAAAGCUGAGUCCACACGAUCACAUUAUUAAGUUGAUUGAAGUUCUUUAGUAUGAAAAUCAUAUAAAUUUAAUUUAGUGACGAACCCUCAGGACGAUUGGCUUUGGUGUUUGAGUUGAUGGAACAGAAUUUGUAUGAGCAUAUUAAAGGUAUUAUUAUCAACAUUUCAAAUAGGGAGAAAACAACCUUUGAAUCCUUAAAAAGUUAAAUCAUUUAUGUACUAACUGCUAAAAUCUAUUGGACAUAUGCACAAAAAUGGCAUCUUUCACAGAGACAUUAAACCGUAAUCAAUAUUCAAAUCAUUAGUGAAAACAUUCUAUUAAACGCAGAUCAUCUCAAACUUGCCGAUUUAGGAUCAUGCAAAGGAAUCUACUCCAAACAUCCUUAUACUGAGUAUUACGAUCAUUUAUAUGUCUCAUUCUAGAUAUAUCUCUACUAGGUGGUACAGAGCGCCCGAAUGCUUAUUGACAGAUGGCUAUUAUGAUCAUAAAAUGGAUCUCUGGGGAGUAGGGUGUGUCAUGUUUGAAAUCAUAGCCUUAUUUCCACUCUUCCCAGGAACCAAUGAACUAGAUCAAAUCAACAAAAUACACAACAUACUGGGAACACCCAAUCAGAAGGUUUUCGACAGAUUUAGAAAGUUAAACCUUUUUCCUAUUCUAGACAAGCGACUCAUAUGGAAAUCAAUUUCCCACCUAAACAUGGCAGUGGUAUCGAUAGGCUACUGCAAGGUUAAAGCAAGGAAUGCAUCGAUUUAAUUAAACUACUGUUGAUCUAUGACCCAGAAGAGAGAAUCAAUGCUUAAUAAGCGUUAAAACAUGAAUACUUUAGAGAAUUAUUUGAGGCUGAUCCUUAAAUGUGUGGCUAGCAUACUAUCAGAAUAUCCAAUCAAAGAGAAUUGUAUUAUUACCAUUUUCAUUAUUUAGAAAUGACAACUCUUUGGAAGGAAGUCAAAGAAUAGACGAAAGCAAAUAGUAACCCUGGGCGUAAUUCAAGAAAACUUAAAACUACUAUGCAAAAUCUUAAAAGAAAUCAGGAGUAAUUAAUAUCUUUAUUGUCUGCAGUUACCUUCCUUGCAAUUCGAUUUGAAAGUUGAGAGUAUUUAUAAAAAUACUUAACAUCAUGACAGUGAUGAUGAUCUCGACAAAUAGUCUUCUAUUAAAUAGAUAAUGUUGCCGCAGAUCCCCAAAUCCAAAAAAUAUGAUCCUAAAAAAAUAUAUGGCAAAUAAUAAUAUGGGUCAUCAUAAAAUUAGCCAUAUUAGUUUAAUGCCAAAGGUUAGAUUUUGUUGUUAUUUAAGUAGGUAAAAAAGUGACUCAUGGAUUUUAAGGUGAAUAUAUAGUUUUUGGAAAGAAAGCAAUGAAUUAAUGA